GGCAGCCAUGGGGGUCGCGCUGCCGCCCCCGGCUCUGCGGCGCUGGUUCCGACACACAAUUGCUCUCGCUGUCUUCGUGCUGAUGAUUUAUCUGAGCUCUCGGAUCCUCCGUGAGUGGCCCCUUCCCUCACCUUCUCAGGAAAGAGCCCAGGAGUCUAAGCCUUGGGAACCCAAACCCCUUCCUGGAGCCUUCACGCCCGCUUUGCUGUCCCCAGGGGUCUUGUCAGGCUGCAGGCCAGGAGCACAGUCCUGCACUCCGGAAGGACCGCUGCCCUUCCAGGUACGGCAGGAGUCCGGAACCCUGGCGGCCCCAGGUUGGAAAGAGCCCCCGUGUCUGGGGCCUCAGGGAAUGCUGGGUCGCAUGAGAAGGUCCUUCCAAGCCAGUUUGAAGCCCGAAGGGGAUGUGGAGUUGUCGCAGUACCUGGCAGGAUGGAGAGAACUAGUCAGGUUCCUAACUCCCCUGGGCUCCAUCUUCACUUUCGCCACAAGCGAGGCCUUCAUCAAGGUGACAGCCCUAGAGGCUCGCGUGCAGGGCCCAGAUGCCGCGCACUACACGUCGCUGGCGACCAUGGCAGCGUGGGAGCGGCGCGCGGCGCUUCUGGGGCCGGACGUGGCCCUCCCGAGCCGCGACCGCUUGCUCGAGCUGGCGUGUCCAGCAGCCGGAGACGCGGAUGCGCGAGCUGCGCUGGCUGGGGCUGCCGGCACCCUGGAGCAAGUCUACAAUCGCACCCAGGACCUGCUGGCCGGGUACGGCCUGCUGCAGCUGGCCUGAGAACUGCGGCGGCGAGGAAAGCG
Messenger RNA from Fukomys damarensis (Damara mole-rat), 795 nucleotides. It is a transcript of the gene Gltpd2, whose product is annotated as glycolipid transfer protein domain containing 2. The record is from RefSeq and is a predicted model, not a curated record. NCBI's taxonomy places the organism in Eukaryota, Metazoa, Chordata, Mammalia, Rodentia, Bathyergidae. Gene Ontology annotation, cellular component: cytoplasm; cytosol; membrane. Gene Ontology annotation, molecular function: ceramide 1-phosphate binding; ceramide 1-phosphate transfer activity. Gene Ontology annotation, biological process: intermembrane lipid transfer; ceramide transport.